AUGGCUCCCGUGACCUCCAUGGCCGUCAAGGCCGCCCUCCUCCUUCUCCCCUUUGCCUCCGCGGCCACCAACUGCUCUUACACCCGUAACGGCCUUACCUGGUCCCGCGGGCUCCGCAUGAACCAGAUUCAGGUCGUCGGCACCCAUAACUCCUAUCACCGCGAGGCGCCACUCGAAGAGCACCCCACGCAGGCCACCAUCCUCCCCAACGUGCAAAACUACUACUACUCGCACCCGGCCCUGGACGUUCAGGCGACGUACCAGUCCAUCCGAAACUUUGAGCUCGACAUCUUCGCAGACCCCGAAGGCGGGCACUAUGCUUCCCACCUUAUCCGCCAGCUGGCGAACCUGUCCACAACCCCGGACCCGGACCUGCAGCAGCCCGGGAUCAAGGUACUCCACGUCGCCGACGCGGACUACCACACCACCUGCAAGACCUUCAUCGGCUGCCUGAACAUUGUCAAGGCGUGGAGCAAGGCGCACCCCGACCAUGUCCCCAUCCCCUUCAUGAUCGAGUUCAAGACCACCGAGGCAGCUAUAGCCGCGGCGGGCGGCGCGUCGCAGAUCCCCUGGAACGACACCAAGCUGCUCCAGGGCCUGGACGACGAGAUCCGCAGCGUCUUCGCCCCCGAGGACCUCGUCACCCCCGACGACAUCCGCAGGGGCAACUUGACCCUGGAGCAGUCUGUCCUCCAGCACGGCUGGCCCGAUCUCGAGAGCGCCCGCGGACGCGUCCUGUUCCUCAUGGACAACGGCCCCGUCCACCCCGUCCGCGACGCCUACACCGAGGGCAGACCCAACCUCGAAGGCCGCGUCCUCUUCACCAACUCCGCCCCCGGCGAAUCCGACUGCGCAUUCCAAAAGCUCAACGACCCCACCGGCACCGAGCAGGCCAACAUCCAGGCCCAGGUCAAGGCGGGAUACUGGGUCCGAACCCGCGCCGACGUGCCCCUCGAUACCUUGUUCGCCGACGACGUGACGGCCAUGCGCGAGGCCGCCUUCUCCAGCGGCGCGCAGAUCGUCUCCACCGACUUCCAGGCUUACGGCAUGAGCACCCGCUGGGAUGUCGACUACGCUGUCCGUCUCCCUGGCGGUGCUGCUGCCCGGUGCAACCCCGUCACUGCCGGCGAGGGCUGCCGGGAUGCGGCCCUCGAGCCGGUAGAGUAUGUUCGCAACUAA
Molecule: messenger RNA, 1179 nt
Organism: Colletotrichum truncatum
Lineage: Eukaryota; Fungi; Ascomycota; Sordariomycetes; Glomerellales; Glomerellaceae
Product: acid phosphatase
Biological process (GO): lipid metabolic process
Molecular function (GO): phosphoric diester hydrolase activity
Source: RefSeq, a predicted model, not a curated record